Messenger RNA from Guillardia theta CCMP2712, 486 nucleotides. RefSeq names its product thioredoxin m (gene TrxM). The transcript is spliced from 2 exons. The record is from RefSeq and is a predicted model, not a curated record. Gene Ontology annotation, cellular component: cytoplasm. The coding region runs from base 1 to 486 and encodes 161 amino acids. Gene Ontology annotation, molecular function: protein-disulfide reductase activity; oxidoreductase activity, acting on a sulfur group of donors, disulfide as acceptor. Lineage: Eukaryota; Cryptophyceae; Pyrenomonadales; Geminigeraceae.
AUGCUGCGUCUCAGCCUCCUGCUAGCAGUGCUAGCGUUAACUCUAAAUCAGUCCACCGCCUUCCGUACGAGUUUUCGCGCCCCGUUUCAAGUGCCGCAUGCGACGCAGCAAGUGUGCAGAUCGCAGCAGGAGACGGUCAGGACGGCUCCCUUCUCCCUUCGCAUGUCAUGCACGGACGCGACAGACGCUUCAUUCAAGGACCUCGUGCUUGACUCUGAAGUGCCGACCCUGGUCUCCUUCUGGGCGCCAUGGUGCGGGCCGUGCCGGAUGAUCAAGCCCGUCCUGGACGAGAUCGCGGCAGACUACAAGGGGAAGCUGAAGUUGGUUCAGAUCAACACGGACGAGAACCAGGAGACGGCAACGGAGUAUGGGAUCAGAAGUAUCCCAACGCUGAUGCUGUUCAAGGAUGGAGAGAAGCUGGAUACAAUCAUCGGAGCAGUGCCCAAGAGCACGUUGGAGGCGAAGUUGGCACAGAAGUUGACAUGA